Molecule: messenger RNA, 2769 nt
Organism: Arctia plantaginis
Lineage: Eukaryota; Metazoa; Arthropoda; Insecta; Lepidoptera; Erebidae
Source: the annotation of a GenBank genome assembly
AUGUCCAUACUACCAGACAUUGUCAUACUUACGGAGGCCUGGUUGUCAUGCAACCCCUAUAUACCCACACUAGAUGGAUACUGUUCAUACUCAACUUCUAAACGAAUAAAUCAAAAUGACGGAGUGGUUGUGUAUGUUAAAAGCAAUAUAAGUAACAUCAAUGUGACAGAAAUCGAUUUUGCCGAUGCCAGUUGUCUCCAAAUAAGAAUUGGAGAGAGUACCUGUAUUUUUGCAAUAUAUAGGUCACCAUCUUUUAAAGAUAUCUCCAACUUUCUUUGCUCUUUAGACGAAGUACUUACCCUAAAUUCUUCUUACAAAAAUGUAACGGUCAUCGGUGACAUUAAUAUUGACAUUUCAGAUGGGAACAUAGACAACACAGCAUCAGAUUAUUUAACUCUGAACGCUAGUCAUGGUCUACUUGCUGCCCAUAACUUAGUUACUCGUCAUAAUAAAACCUGUCUUGACCAUGUCUUUCUAAAAACAAAACUUAAAGCUAAAACUAUUGUUAUAGAUUCUACUGUUACGGACCAUAACGCUGUUUUACUAACACUAGAAAAGGUCAAAAUCGACAACGCACACAAAACUUUAAAUAAAACCGAUUAUGUUGAAUUGGAAAACCAUCUGAAAAAUAGUGAACUUUCCUAUAUAUACGAAUGUACUGACGCAAAUGUUGCGCUUAAAUAUUUUAUUGAUAUAGUUGCCAGAGCUAUACAACUGAGUACUUCAGCCUAUAGUGUGCCGCAUCGUUUGAAAAUCACCAAACCAUGGAUUACACCAGGCGUUUUAAGGUGUAUGCGCAACAGGGAUAGGAUGUAUUUGAAAAUGAAAAAAUCGCCAAACAACGAUGCCAUUAAGAUAACCUACAAAAGAUACCGGAAUUAUUGCAGCAAUAUCUUAAAAAGCCUGAAAAGACAGUAUGAGAGGAAGGAAUUAAAUAAAGCUUCAACUAAUCCCAAGAAGAUGUGGCAGGUAAUUAGAGACGUAACUAAUACCAAUAAAACAAAAGUUACUGCUAGUCCAUUGUUAAAAAUUAACGGCAGUAUUGACGACUCCCUUGCGGAAAUUAAUAAGUUUUUUACUACGAUUGGGCAAAAUAUAGCUAAUAAAGUCUCCCAAACAUAUGCUAAUAUUCCCAGCACAUCGGACAUUACAGUUUCAGAUGUUGCAUCGGACUCUCUUGUUUUUCUGCAAACUGAUGAACUGGAAGUAGAGCAGAUGAUACUAGACUUACGUACUGAUUGUGCAACUGGUAUUGAUGGUAUAUCUGCUAAACUCAUAAAACAGUUUAAGAGUAUUUUUGUUCCACCUUUGACAUAUAUUUUUAACUUAUGCAUAAAUGCAGGUGUUUUUCCGGACCUUUUUAAGAGGGCCCUUAUUCACCCUAUAUAUAAGACGGGGGAUGUAGAUCGUAUCAAUAAUUAUAGACCAAUAUCGGUCUUGCCCUCCUUGUCCAAGAUCUUGGAAAAAAUCAUUAACACCCGCCUUAAGAAAUAUCUUGAAGAAAAGGAUAUUAUCUCCAUCAAUCAAUACGGCUUCAGAAGUAAUAGAUCCACAAAUGAUGCAGUGCACGAACUCACUGAAAAUAUUGUUCAGGCAUUGGAUAGACGCAAGAAAAGUCUUGCAAUUUUCUUGGAUCUGGCUAAGGCCUUCGACACGGUCUCCAUUCCCAAACUAAUUCUCAAAUUAGAGCGUAUCGGUGUUAGGGACCAACAACUGAAUCUUUUUAUAAGCUAUCUGACAAACCGAACACAAUGUGUAAAGAUUGGUAGGUACGUUAGCAGAGAACUUCCCAUAGAAUAUGGUGUACCACAGGGAAGCAUCCUUGGUCCCACACUCUUCUUAGUUUAUAUUAAUGAAAUGUGCAAAUUAAAACUAACAAAUGGCAAACUCUUGGCAUUUGCUGAUGAUACCACGCUUAUUUUUACGAGCCAAACGUGGGAAGAAGUUUACGAUGCGGCGCAAACCGGUUUCAAUAGAAUAACUAAGUGGUUAGCAGAAAACACACUGGCAAUUAAUGUCGACAAGACUAAAAUCAUAAGAUUCCAAAUUAAAAAAAACAGUAUACCAAAUAGAUUUUCUAUUACGGCACAUAACCACACUACAUGCUGUUAUCUGACAUGCAAUUGCCCUCAGUUACAAGAUGUUGCUACCAUUAGGUACCUAGGUGUAAUUAUAGACGAAAGUCUUAGUUUCGUGCCGCACAUUGAACUUUUAACAGGUAGAAUACGUAAACUCAUCUUUAUUUUCAAAUACCUAAGGCAUGUUGCAGAACCAAAAAUCCUGAAAACAGUUUAUUAUGCCUUGUGCCAGUCCUUGUUGGGGUAUUGUAUCUUAUCAUGGGGUGGUGCUCUAAAGACUAAAUUUAUUAAGUUAGAGCGCGCACAGAGGGCUGUAUUAAAAGUGUGCACCUUUAAACCAUACCGCUAUCCUACAAAAGAACUGUAUGAGCACUGCGAAGUUCUAACAGUGCGUCAACUUUUCAUUCUACAAAUAUUACUAAAGCAACAUUCGUUAAAUCUCAAAUCUCAUCAUCUUUCGGUAUCUCCGCGAUCAACUUCACGCAGGCUUAAACUUCCACCAGCUGACAGGCACAGGACAUCUUUUAGUCAUAGAUUCUUUGGCUUUCUCGGACGAUUCACUUACAUAAAAGUCAACAAAGUUUUAAAAAUUGACUGUAAAAAUAAAUAUGAAUGCAAAAGGAUUGUAACAGACUGGCUGCUAAAACUAAGCUAUGAUGAAACGGAAGAACUUCUUCAUCCGAUAUUAUGA